CUUUCAUACUCUCUGUGCGUGUGUGUGUGUGUGUGAGGCUUUGGUCUUGGUAUCUAUAUCUAGAUUGAAGCUUGCUUUCUUGGUUGUUUGUUAAUUUUGAAUAACGGGUUUAAUUCCUUGAGCGGGAUAUUGGUAGUUUCUGAUUCAUGCAAUGAUUGUUUUGAGCUAAAGACGAUUGAUUUAUGUGUUUUGGUCAUUUGGGUUCUUGAAUUAUAAUGUAGAGUCUGGCGGAUUGGUCAUCUGGGUGGUCUCAAAGAUUGAAUUUUGAGGUAGUUUUGGUGGUUGAUUGAAUUAAAGUCUGGUGCUUUGAGCUAUUUAGCCUGAAGAUUAGAUUUCUUGAGGAAUUCAACAGGCUUUGUAAAUUAUGAUUGAGUUUCGAGAUUUUGGGAAUUGGGUGGUUUGAGAAAUCAAAGAGGGGAGGAUGUACGCGGUUGGGAGGUUAGGGAGCUACAUCUCGAGGGGGUACACCGUCUCGGGGCCCUUUCACCCUUUUGGUGGAGCUGUGGAUAUUAUUGUAGUUCAACAAGAAGAUGGGAGCUUCAAGUCUUCGGCAUGGAAUGUCAGGUUUGGCAAGUUUCAAGGAGUUUUGAAGUCCAAGGAGAAGGUGGUGAACAUUUGUGUAAAUGGAGAGGAGGCUAGUUUCCACAUGUAUUUGGAUAAUAAAGGGGAGGCCUACUUCCUUAGGGAGGUUGAUGCAAAAGAAGGGGAAUCUGUGUUGUUUCCUUCCACGUCUUCCAGUGAUGAGACGGAUGAGCAAUCUCGAGAAAAGAGGCAGCCAGUGAAGUCCAAAAGUUGCAAGUAUGAUGCUGAAAGUUUGAUUGUUGAUCACAAUAAUAAGUGCAAUGGGAAGGUAUUAUCCAGGACAAAUUCCCGGAAGUCGCGGAUAUUUGGGAUAUUUGGAAGCAGGUCAAUGAAGGAGAGAAUGACGGUCAACGAGGAGGCAGAGGGUGACAAUAGCACGAUUGGAAGGGUGGAUUCUUUGGAGCGUGCAGAGUUUGCGGCCAACCUUUUGGAGGUGAAAUGGUCCACUAGUCUUGCCACCAAGAAAAACAGGAAAGAGGGUGGUUCUCGUCUCUCUUGUCCUGAUAUUUUGGAGAGUGGAGUUGAUGAAGAUAUGCAGAUUAGUUCUGAGCACCGCCGGGUUUGCUCAUCUCUACCUGAUUGUGCUUUGCAGGAGGCGACUGCCUUCUGCAAUUCCCAAAUAGGCAAUGAUCCUCUGUCUCGCUUUGACAAAACACCUAGUUAUGCGGAGGAAGCUAGUCUAAUUUCAUGUUUAAACACCCCGAAUAUAGUGUCUAGAGUAUGCAUAGAAUUGGAUGAGUCUGGGGCAACUGAAAAUGAUGGAAAUGUAAAGGCACUCGUACCCAAUAUCACAGGUUCGGAUCCUACAAUUCCACACUCACUAGAGGUGGAAGCAUUUCCAUUUCCUGGAAAGCGUUUUGUUGGACAGGUUUUUGAUGACAAAGGUGUUGUACUAGCUGGCUGUGGCAUUUCCGAGAAGGGCGGUGGAAUAGAUAGAGUUGAAUCCUUUAUUUACUGUCAAUCAUCAGAGAGUGCAGUAGUGGGAACAUAUGGUUCCAGCGAACAAACUCAUGAAAAACUUUACAUUGCUAGAGGAGAUUGUGGAAAAGUUCAUGUUCAUGCCGAAGCAGUACAUGCCAGAACUGAACUGCUAUCUAAGGAAGCAGUUACUGAGCAGUUUGUUGAAGAUAUUGCCUUAAAGGUGCAACCAUUGGAGGCUCCUGAAACUUAUUCUCACGAAACAGCUCAUCAUUCUUGCAUAGGUAACCAUAAUGGGGACCUUGGAGGGCCAGCAAAAGAUCCAGAGCACUGUAGUCAAAUGGUCCAUAUUAAUGCAUUGCCUGAUUCAGUUGAGAUUGAAUCACGUAUCCUACCUAGGUUAAGCAAUUCUGACCAUCAAGUUCAAGAUGAGAAAGAAUUUAAAGGCGAAGAUAUCACAUGUGAUGUCCAAACCUCUCCGGGGAGAUUAGAAGAAGAAUUCCUUUUCAGUGACUCUGACGAACUCAACACCACUAAGGUUCAAUGCACGGAGUCAAGUUCUUCACAAUGUGUAGAUGGAGAAAUUAGUGUCUUGUAUGGUCCAGAUGGCAGUAAAGAAUUUAAUGGGUCAGCAGUCAGUACAAAUUAUGAAUCAUACUCAUCUCCAGAAAAGUUUGCUCAAGAAAUCCCCUCAACUGGUUUUGAGAAAGUUAUAGGUAAACUGAAGGCAACAUCAACUACAGUCGACAUCCCCAGAAAUCAAAAGGCUGCUGAUAAGGAAGUUGGGAUGCUGGUGGGAUCAUUGCCCAGUAUGUGGCAUCAGACUGACAAUUUGAGUGCAUUGGAUCUUGAUGCUCCUUUAAGCCAUUCGCUGGACUCAAAAGCCAAAACCUUGAAGUGGAUACAGCAAAAUAGAGAUGAUUUGAGCUGUAUAAAGUUGGACAUAGAGCAACAGUUACCUCUGGUGAAGCUAGACGCUGAGAAUGCUGAGGGUACAGAGGAGCUCAAAGAUGUUCCCGGCAGUCCUGCACUAGGAGAUCCAUCAAAAGCUAGUGUUACCCCUAGUGGAAGCUGGAAACUCUGGCCUUUCCGUUUCAGGAGAACAAAUUCCCAGAAGGCUAUGCAACCAAAUCUGAAUGAUUGUGGAAGUCCUGAAGUUGAGAAUGCUUCAGAGAGCGUGGUUGGUGUGGAUAGUAGUAACAUUGUGCUUACACCAAAGGGGAUGAAGAAAACAGAAAGGGCAACCUCUCCAACAUCUGAGCAGUUGGCAUCCUUAAAUCUAAAUGAAGGGAGAAAUACAGUAACUUUCACAUUUUCUACUGCAAUGCUAGGAAAGCAGCAGGUUGAUGCCAGAAUUUAUCUUUGGAAAUGGAAUACUCGUAUAGUGAUCUCAGAUGUGGAUGGGACAAUCACAAAAUCAGAUGUUCUAGGUCAGUUCAUGCCCUUGGUUGGUGUAGAUUGGUCACAAACAGGUGUCACACAUUUGUUUUCAGCCAUUAAGGAAAAUGGAUAUGAAUUACUUUUUUUGAGUGCACGUGCCAUUUCUCAGUCCUCUCAGACGCGACAAUUUCUGUUUAACCUUAAGCAGGAUGGGAAGGCUUUACCUGAUGGGCCUGUUGUUAUUUCUCCAGAUGGACUUUUUCCUUCUCUUUUUCGGGAAGUUAUCCGGAGGGCUCCUCAUGAAUUCAAGAUUGCAUGCUUAGAGGAUAUCAAAUCACUGUUCCCUUCUGAUUGCAACCCGUUCUAUGCUGGUUUUGGAAACAGAGAUACUGAUGAAUUCAGCUACCUUAAGGUUGGAAUCCCCUUGGGUAAAAUCUUCAUCAUUAAUCCCAAGGGUGAGAUUGUUGUGAACCGCCGUGUUGAUGCAAAGACAUAUACCUCCCUUCAUGCUCUCGUAAAUGGCAUGUUCCCCCCCACAACCUCCUCACACGAGCAGGAGGAUUUUAAUUCGUGGAAUUUCUGGAAACUCCCACCACCUGAUGUCAGUUGAGGUGUAAAACAGUCUUUGGCCUUCUUUGGUCCUCUCUAGAUAUGUAAAUAGAUGAGUUUUGCGACGCUUGUUUCAGAAUUGUCAAGGUAAAUUCCAACUUCACAUUUGCUUAAUCUGUCAGAAACUCAGUGUGGAGUUUUGGUUGUAGAAUGACAGUGCAGCAUCCAAUGAACUUUCAGAAUAUGAUCGCUGAAGUUCUGCUUUGCUUCAUUUUUGCUGAGCUGGCUGAUAUAGUGGCGACUCGAAGCAAUAUAUGGAAGACAUACAGAAAAACAGUUGGACGGAGGGAUCCUGCUCCAGUUGGUCUCGUUGUUUUUCUCUGUUAAAUCCAAUUUUGUCUAGUUCACGUAUUUUAGUCCCAUGAACACUUCGAUUUGUAAGUAUUAUUGGACACCGACAUGGGUAAUAGGCUGUUGCACAUAUUUCAUGUACAGAAAUUAUUUAUAAAUGUAAAUUCAUUUUUCAUAUCCUAUACAAUCGUUCUGAUCCUUUC
Molecule: messenger RNA, 3983 nt
Organism: Rosa chinensis
Lineage: Eukaryota; Viridiplantae; Streptophyta; Magnoliopsida; Rosales; Rosaceae
Product: phosphatidate phosphatase PAH2-like
Molecular function (GO): phosphatidate phosphatase activity
Source: RefSeq, a predicted model, not a curated record